This is a messenger RNA of Salvia miltiorrhiza (redroot sage), 4212 nucleotides long. RefSeq lists its product as uncharacterized. The transcript is spliced from 16 exons. NCBI's taxonomy places the organism in Eukaryota, Viridiplantae, Streptophyta, Magnoliopsida, Lamiales, Lamiaceae. The record is from RefSeq and is a predicted model, not a curated record. The coding region runs from base 102 to 3905 and encodes 1267 amino acids.
CGCAUCCUUUUCCCUCCAAAAUUGGAAAAUGCAAAAACCCUAGCUCCAAUUGGUGGAAAAAUCCCCCAAAAUUUUAAAAAAUUCAGAGUUUUUUUUUUUUCAUGGAUCCUAAGGAGGAACCCAACGCCGACGGGGACCGCCGCGACAUGGCGGCCGAAAAUUCUGACACGGUGGCUGUGAACAAGAAGCGGGCUCGCAGGGUGAGCUUUGCUGAGAUGACAUCUAUUCACUUCUUCGACCGCGAUGAGGAGUUCAAUGAGACGUCUCAGGUGGAGACUGCGAAAAUGGCGGACGAUUCGCCAGCUGAAUUCAGGUUCGGCGGGCUGUCGGAGCUGAGUAAGGAGUUUGGUGGUGAUGAUGAUGGCGGUGAUAACCUUGAUGACGAGAUAAUGGAAAUGCAGAGGUCGUUUUUGCGGCCGAUUGGAUCGCCUUCCUCAGGAGGGAGCACGAUGGGUUCCGCCUCGUCAAAUGAUGAAGAUAAUUUCUUUGGCCCUGUAUCGGCCAAUUUUAUAAGGCCCGGCCGGUUAUCAGACUCUGCGGCUUCUGAUGAUAAUCAUGACUUGACAAUGGACUCAACAGCUUUUUCCAUGCAUUUCCGCAGUCUUGCUGGAUCAGAGUCCGGAAUAGACUUAAAGACACCAACUGGGGGUCAACUCUUCUUUGAAGAGAAGACACCCACUAAUUCAAAUAAAGGGAGCUCCGUGACUUACACUUUAGGUAAAAAUCAUUUUCCGAAAUCUUCUGUGCCUGCUACAGAAGGAAGUGAGAGUCACAACUCCAAUGAUAUGAGUCUUGUUUUGGAAAACCCUAAUAAGUAUGACUAUGAGAAACCUUCCCCAGGGUUGGAUGCAAUCCUAGCAGAGAACCGGAAGAACUUACUUCAUCUUAUUGCAUCUGAUGAUAUUACUUCACCAGAAAGGAACAGAGGACAUGUUUCGUCUUCUGUUGACCAUGGCAAUGUCCUUGUUAACUUAAGUGACUCUGUAAGGAAAGGAAGUGACAGGAUUAACUCCGACAGUAUAAUGAAUGAAGACCAAUCUGAUGCUCACAUUCAAUUUGGUGAUGCAAAUGGUUCUCAUGGAAACUUUCUUGGUGGUUGUUCUCCUAAAAGGUCAACCAGCAUGUUGGGUGUUGCAGCUUCUCACGAAGAAACUCACAAACCAAAUAGUUUGUCAUAUCAGUUGAGCAAAGAUGAGUUUGAUUCCUCACCGGUGGCAUCUACAUCUACUCCUGGCAAAUGGCAACAAACUCUUCUGACUACUGCAUCUCCAUCUAUUCCUUGGGGAGCAACAUCUUCUUUGCCAGAAAAACCUGGUUCCUUGCUGAGAAAUGGAAGCACUGAACAUCAUGAGACUGAGACAUCCAUUCAGAAAAGCAUUUCCAAACUGGAAUUACUUGAAAAAGCUGCAUUCUCCUCUGUCUUCAGUGCUAAAGUCGACAAGUCCACAAUUAAAUCGCUAGAUUUUUUUAAAUCCCCUAAUGCAAUUGAAAAGAUUCAUGACAUCUCCAGAAACAGUUUCAUGGAAGAUUCAGUUAGUGAAGAAAAGCUUGCUAGUGUAAAUCGGAGUACAGAAAAGAAUUUUGCCUUCUACAUGGAUCAUGCCAGGGGUGGAAAUCUUUUAGAAAAAUCAUUGAGCCAAACAAUGCAUGGAAAAUCGCCUAGUGCAUUGAAUGCCAAAAGUUUUUCUGCAGGUAAAUCAAAUUUGGGGCCGACUACUGCUUCACCUUCUAAGAACACUUGGUCUGGAAAUAACUUGACACACAGUUUGUUUACAUCCAAUCUUAAUCAUGAAGAUUCACUUAUGACUGAAACAGAGUCCUUGUUGGCUGAACUUGAUUCUAGUGAAGGUGAAAAAGCAAUCACCCCUAUAUUUGUUCGUUCUCCAGAAAGAGUGUUGGAUGAGAACUUGCCAGCUUCACCAGGUCUUCUAUCUAGUCAAUCUGUAGAUUUACGGAGUCGGUUCAAACAAAUGGAAAACUUUGACAAAGGCCGAGAUUCUACUCUAGGGAGAGAUCCUGCACAUGUUAACUCAAAUGCAACUGACAGCAUCCAUAUUGAGUCCGGAGGAAUGAAUGGAGAGUUAAGAUCGCCAUUCGUUGAAGUCAACGGCCUAAACAUGAUUGAACUAAGAGCAACCGAUAACAGAGAAACUGAUAUGCAUAAUGGGAAGGAAAUAAUUCAAACAACUGGUAACUUCAGUACUCCUGCUAAAGAGAACCAGUUCCAAGUUGUGCAUCCGGAUGCUGGUGACCUAACAAACAGAGACAUCUCCAGCAUUGAGGAUAGCAUACCUGGAGUGGAGUCCAGAAUGGUUUCGCAUGGGUCUGUCUCUCCUUUUGCCUGCAUGAAUUUAGACCAACCACGAUUGCAGUUCCCUGCAGGUAGCCCCUCAAGGAAAGAGCCUGAUGAUAAACAACUCUCCGAAAUACCCUCUCCAACAACCAUUCGGAUGAGUGGUGGCCUGGAAAACUAUUCAGCAAACAAGAGAAAUGUAGGAUUAUUGCUGAGAGAUCCACAACAUAGGACAGAGAUCACCAAACUUGAAAGGAGUCCUAAACUCCUUAAAAGUGGCAAUUAUGACCCAGAGAAAAUUUUAUAUUCUACUGACAAUAGAAACAAACUGAAUGGCCAAGAAAAACAGAAGCUAGCUGAUGCAUAUAACAAAUUCACAGAGGAUAUGAAAAUUCUGAUUUCUGGAUCAGCUGAUAAGCUUAGUUGUAAGAUGAUUGAUGUGUUGGAAGAUAUGUUGGUUCACCAGCAGAGGUUGAAAGCAUACGAGAUGAUUCAGCAUGGAGUUGUGCCUCAGAGUGCAAUUGUUCAGCAUGAUCUCCAGCUUGAGAAAAUAGCUGAAACAAAGUCAUUAUUGCAUAGAGUUGUCUUUGAAAAGGCAAAAUUGCAGCUGAAGCAUGUAAAGAGAGAAAGACUGUUGAAAAGGCUAGAUCUAUUGAGCUCCAGGAUGCAGGAUUCAAAGAUACUAAAAGCAAAUAUGGCAUCACUUCCCCUGGGCAUAUGCACUUCUACUGUUGGUGCUGUUGGUCACCGCUUGUUGUCUGUCAACCUAAGAAAGGAACAUGAGGUUUGCCAUGAUAAAUUGAUUACGAUGAGGCAGGCCUUAGAAGCUUUAGAUAGAAAGAUUUUGACCUUGACAAGAACAUUUCAUUCAUGCUGCAAACUGAAAGCUGAACCUGGAGUUGGUGAGACAAUUACUUUGGUAACUGAACACUUGGCAAAAAAGACUUCUUGCAGAAUGAUUCGUCUGGAUACGCAGAUGUGGGUGGUCCAAGGCAUGGCCAGUUCGAAUGGUCAGCACAAUGUUAUCCUGAAUCACCUUGACCUAAUCACUCAGAGCAUAAAAAUCAUUCUGGGUCCUACAUCUAGUGUCAGAAGCUCAUUUAAGUUGAAUGAAACAAACAUCACAAAGAAUUUUCCAAAUAUGGAUGCUUGCAUAGCAUUUGGGUUUGUGUUUAACGCUGAGACUGCUCGCAAAUAUAUUGGUGCUAAAACAUUGGUACAAGAAACUCAAGUAACUAGUUCACUUCUAGGUUCCUUACUCGAUGUUUUUGAGGAGGUACAAACAGCACGCAUGGAGUUUCAGAAUCUGACCCAGUCAAGCUUUUCUUCACCAUCAGUGGAUCGCCUUGAUCUGAUGCUUUGUUUCCUUAAUUUUAACUCUGGGAGGAAGAUGUCUAUCACAUUUGACCUUUCUUGCUUGAAGCGAGGAGUCUAUCCUUCGGUGAUCCUUCCACUUCAACUCUCAUCACCCAUCGACAGCUGCACAAAUCCGUCGCCUGGGAUUAUCCUUGAUAAAAUCAGGGCCGCGGUUAAGGAUGUUAGAACUGGAUACAUGAGGAUUCUACGUCUCUGCAGGUGCGUGUCCCAGAUUGUUCAAACCUUAACUGUGUAGCAAAUGUGUAGGAAGCCUAUACUCUGCUGAAUCUGGCAAGGGAAAAUGCGAUCUCGAUCGCGAUGCACCGACAAACAACGUGAUUUUCGCCUCGUUGCACCUCCUUCUGAGAAUUGAAUGCUUGUCGAAUUACACUAGCACAGGACUUUAAAAUGUAGAACUACAAUGCUCAUUUUGCAUUUGUUAUCUUGGCAAAUAGACGUAGGGUUUUGUUAGGAAUUUUCUUGUUCAUGUUAUGUAAAUUGUUGUCUGAUAAUUUUUGUUCGUAUUAUUGCAAUUUAGUGUUGGGGCUAAUAGCGUCAAAAUG